AUGGCGGUGACCACCCGGACCGCCGCCCUGAGCUCGCUGGUCUUCGCAGGGAGCCAGGCCUUGAGCAUUCUGCUACGGAAGCGCACUGGCGUUCCUCUCCUGAAGAUUAACACCCUUAAUCCGGGUAACCAUUUCGGCAGCCCGCUGCCAGUGAAACUUGGGAUUUUUGUUGCGAGCCCGGAUUCCUUGCUUGACUUCAACGAUUUUAAAUCUCUCCCAGUUGAGCUCCUCUGCGAUGAGGUAUCCAUCGAUUUCGGCAACCAUGUGCCUUUGAAGAGUUUCGCUGGUUGA
Penicillium cosmopolitanum is the source of this 291-nucleotide messenger RNA. RefSeq lists its product as uncharacterized. Bases 1 to 291 code for a protein of 96 amino acids. The record is from RefSeq and is a predicted model, not a curated record. NCBI's taxonomy places the organism in Eukaryota, Fungi, Ascomycota, Eurotiomycetes, Eurotiales, Aspergillaceae. The transcript is spliced from 2 exons.